AUGUUGGACUUUUAUUCUCAAUUUAAUCCAUCACCGCUGUCUAUCAAACAGUUCAUAGAUUUUGGGUUAAAUGCCUGCGAGAGGAAGUCCUACCUGUUCUUGAGGAAGGAGCUGCCAGUAAGACUUGCUAACAUCAUGAAAGAGAUAGCCUUGCUGCCGGAAAACCUCCUUCGUAUGCCAUCAGUUGGAAUGGUGAACCAGUGGUACGAACGAUCGUUCGAGGAGAUCAUCGAAUUCGAAAAGAUGGAACCCGAGCCGCCGAUCUUGAGCCAGUUCUGCGAGAGGCUGGUGCACAUCCGCAACAGGCACGCGGACGUGGUCCAGACGAUGGCGCAGGGCGUCCUGGAGCUGAAGGAGUCGCACGAAGUGGACUUCGGCACCGAGAACUCGAUACAGUACUUCUUGGACCGCUUCUACAUGAGCCGGAUAUCGAUAAGGAUGCUCAUCAACCAGCACACGCUGCUGUUCGGCGAGCAGAUCGGCAAGCAGACGUCCGUGAACGGAAUGGGCUGCGGCGGCCGCCACAUCGGCUCGAUAGACCCGGCUUGCGACGUCGCUGCGGUCGUACGGGACGCUUACGAGAACGCGCGCUUCCUCUGCGACCGCUACUACCUCGCCUCGCCCGAACUCGAGCUGCUCCAGGACGGCGUGGCGAGCGACCGUCCCAUGCCAAUUGUGUACGUGCCAUCGCAUCUCUACCACAUGCUGUUCGAGCUGUUCAAGAACGCCAUGAGGGCGGUCAUGGAGACCCACGAGAACGCGCCCCCACCGAUACAAGUCAACCUGGUCAACGGCAGAGAAGAUAUCUCCGUUAAGAUGUCCGAUAAGGGUGGCGGCAUACCACGCAGCGUUUCGGAUCUGCUCUUCAAGUACAUGUACAGCACCGCGCCUCAGCCAUCAAAAUCCGAUUCGCACACUGUACCCCUGGCCGGCUACGGAUACGGGCUGCCUAUAUCGAGGCUCUACGCCCGCUAUUUCCACGGCGACCUUGUGCUAAUGUCGUGCGAAGGCUACGGAACCGACGCCGUCAUCUAUUUGAAGGCGCUGUCAAAUGAAGCGAACGAACUACUCCCAGUGUUCAACAGGACAUCGACUAAAUUCUACCGGCCAGUGCCCACACUCGCGGAUUGGUCCGGAUCACUCAACACGGCGAGCAACUCGCAGUGUGCACGAGCGAAGAACAGAGAGAAACUAUCGCCGUCUCUCUCACACGGGCUA
This is a messenger RNA of Iphiclides podalirius (scarce swallowtail), 1218 nucleotides long. The record is from the annotation of a GenBank genome assembly. NCBI's taxonomy places the organism in Eukaryota, Metazoa, Arthropoda, Insecta, Lepidoptera, Papilionidae.